AUGAGCUUUAUGGGUCGAAUCUUCCCGUCGAAGAACAACUCAUCAGCAGAGCUCAUCUUCUUGUUCAAGAACAACUCAGUGAAAUUGAGUCACAAUGAUGUUGAGGUUGUGAUUGUGGUGUAUAGGGCUUUGGAUGAAGUCCAUGCGAGGGAGGAGAGGGCGAGGUUGAUGUCCUCGGGUGGGAUGGGGAAGAAGGGUGGGGUGAUGGCCAGGAAGUGGGCCCCGCCUCAAGCCAUGUCAGACAGACAAACUGACGGAAGUAUAACAUUGCAACAAAUUCGUAAGAUAAUGUAUGAUAUUGAAAGUUCAUAUAAAAGCCGACCCCACUUAGUGGGAAAAGGCUUUGUUGUUGUUGUUGUUGUUGUUGAAAAUUUGAACUUGUGCAGGUUCUGUAAUGAAAUUCAUGUGGGGCCUGUUGGGCAUCCAUUCAAAUCAUGUAAAGGUGCAAAUGCUAACAUUCGUAAGGGUGUUCAUGAGUGGAUACCAAAUGUGACCGUUGAUGACAUAUUCUUGCCAGUUGAAGCUUUCCACCUCUAUGAUCGACUUGGAAGACGUAUUCCUCAUGAGGAGAGAUUCUCAACUCCUAGAGUUCCAGCAAUAGUUGAGCUCUGCAUCCCGGCUGGGGUUGAUGUCCCGGAAUAUCCCACUACAAGGAGAAGAAAGCCAAUCAUCCGAAUUUUGAAGGGUGACUUUGUUGAUGCAGAUGAAAGUGAGCUACCAGAUCCUGACAGUGAAGCACCCAAGAGACCAGUUUUGACUGAAAUAUCAGAUUCGGAGGUAGUAGCCCCCACUGAUGAAGAAGAAACAACCUUGCUUACUGAGGAAACACUACGAGCAUGGGAGCAAAUGAGGAGAGGAGCCAAGAGGUUGAUGAAGAUGUAUCUGGUGAGGGUUUGCGGGUAUUGCCCUGAGGUGCAUGUUGGUCCUAGUGGGCACAAGGCUCAGAACUGUGGGGCCUUUAAACACCAACAACGAAAUGGGCAGCAUGGCUGGCAGACGGCCGUGCUCAAUGACUUGAUACCACCAAGAUAUGUGUGGCAUGUCCCAGAUGUGAAUGGAUCACCAUUGCAGUGGGAGCUCAGGAACUUCUAUGGGCAAGCCCCUGCGGUUGUCGAAAUGUGCAUUCAGGCGGGAGCUGCUGUUCCAGAGGAAUACAGACCAACCAUGAGGUUGGAUGUCGGGAUUCCCUCCACUAUUAAAGAAGCUGAAAUGGUAGUUUGAUGAGAUGAGUAGUUUGUAAGUAGAAUAUCGAAAGAAGGAAAACUUCUUGCAGAUGAUUUGUUUGUUGUACCAACUUACUUUGCUUUUUCAUCCCAAACGAACGAAAAUUUACAGUCGCUCACCCUUCUACUUUUACCCAAGGAAAUCUGACAAAAUGUAAUAAUUCACCAUCUUAACAUGUGGUUUGAACAAAAGGCUUCCAUUUAAGCUUCAAAGCUCUUAUAUACAUUAGUUGAUACCGAUUUUGAUCUCU
Malus domestica (apple) is the source of this 1474-nucleotide messenger RNA. The record is from RefSeq and is a predicted model, not a curated record. NCBI's taxonomy places the organism in Eukaryota, Viridiplantae, Streptophyta, Magnoliopsida, Rosales, Rosaceae.